This is a messenger RNA of Musa acuminata subsp. malaccensis (wild Malaysian banana), 1305 nucleotides long. The record is from RefSeq and is a predicted model, not a curated record. NCBI's taxonomy places the organism in Eukaryota, Viridiplantae, Streptophyta, Magnoliopsida, Zingiberales, Musaceae.
UCGCCGCGGUCGAACCCCGCUUCAUGACGCGUGUAGCGGCAUCGCAGAAGCGUCGCAAGGACGACAUCCAUCCUCGCGAUCGUUUGUGCCCGCCCGUCCCUUGGGAGCUUCAAGAGUCCAACAACGCCCCGUGAGGUCUGCUGGUCUCCUCCUCUCCACCGAUAAAGCGAGAACACGACAGACAGACAGACAGGCUAACGAACAAACAGGAGAUGGGCGCGUCCUCUUCCGCCGACCACGGAGGCAUCUCGGAGCAACAGCAACGGCAGGAAGAGGAGGAAAACUUAGCCGCCGCCAAUGGCUUCCUCCCCUCCCUUCGCAAUGCCUUCUCCAACCUCUCUCCGCCCUCCUCCUCUUCCGUCCCCCUCGCUUCCCUCCAGGUACUGCUGCUGCCUACCGAUCCACAACCCAUGUGACAACUGACCCUCGAUUCUCCCCUCUUCCCUGGACGUGCAAGUUGUUGUGUCCGAAUCCUCGCCGGUGCCGUAGCACUUCCCUGCCCUGUCGAACAAUCUCGGCGCAACCCUGGUCUCGCUCUUCUUCCCCGUUGCCGAUGAUCGUGCUGACGGUCGUAUUGAUUGGAUUGGCUUCUUGAGCGGCUACAAGCGAUGCUACGGCAGGAUGCCCGUCUCACGAUCCAUCAACGAGCUAUACAGAUUGUACGCCGCCCUGUCCCGGGAAGCCGGAGCGCCUUGCGGCUUGGAGUUCGAUCCCGAUGCUGGCGACGAUGAUAAGGUGGGCGGGUCUCUCUUGCCGGGAGAGGUGCUCAUGCUUUUCUGGAUCUGCUGGGUCAUGGGGCAUUCUUCGAGGAUCGCGAAGAUGUCCAGAAACGCAGAGGAUCCUUUGGUGCUCCCUGACAUGAGCCAUUUGCUAGUGUCAGCUUUGGUUUCGUGCGGUGUGAUCGCGGAGGAAGAUGAGCACAUUUGGAGAUCCGAUGUUUUGGCGGUCGAUAAGGGUGUUUCUGCGCAGAAGUUUCAGACGUGGGUCUUGACGACAGCACCAGGCUCGGCGAAUUGUCUUCCGAAGUAUGUCCAGGAGAGGAUCCAAGCUUGCUCUUCUUCGAAGCAACUUUGUGAGUGUCAAUUAGGCACAGGCACUGAUGUAGCAUAAGGGCAUUCCUCCAAAGAGAUUUGUUGAGAACUAUUCACAAGAAUUUAAGAAAAACAAAUUUGCAUGCAUUAAGCUAAUGUCAGGAAUUUGGUUAUGGAAGUGUUAGGGUCUACAUGGGAUAACACUGAUACUGAGUUGAAUUCAUUUGUGAAGAGGAUUUAGGAGACCAGGAGGCAAAAUCAUUAACUGACAACU